UCAAAUUCCUAUCAAUGGACGAAAUUAGAAUGGAGUUUGUUAUUGCGAUUGUUUAUUUAUUAUGAUUUUGACCUAUUAACUUCUUAUAUUACAUUUUAUUACUCGAAAAAUGUUGAGUUGAUCCAAAAAAAUAUAUACUGAAAGAUAAUAAUGGAUCCAGAGAUAUUGGUUGAGGCGCUUCCCCUGUUCGGGACGUGCAAUUUGUGUUUGACCGAAGGACCUGUAAAAAGUAUGUUGCUCUCCGAACAUCGUCACGAAAAUACGGAAUCUUAUAUUGAUAUGUUAACAAAAUGCUUCUCCAUUGAUAUAACAAUAUUGCAAUUGGGCGACUCGAAACGUCUCAUCUGCGACUCAUGCAUCAACAAGCUGUGCGACUGUCUACUCUUCAGGCAACAGGUGGAAACAUCACUCAAGUCACUGGAAACAGCAUAUAAAUUUCACGAUGACCAGGGCACCUUAGGCAGUGUUAAAAAAGAAGAAUCCAUUAAUCACAGUGAGGAGUUUGAUUUUACGGACUUUGGUGAUGAAGAUGAUCAUAUCACUCUCAAUGAGUUUAAAAUAAAAGAGGAACCCUACAACGAGCCGAGGAAAACCAGAACAAAGAGUGCUAAGCCUAAACUGAUGAAACUAUUGAAAAAGAACGACCUUAAAGACACAGAAGCGAUGCUCGAAGCCGGCCUGUUCCCGUUCAAAAUCCGUAAAAACUCAACGUUCACAUGUUCAAUAUGUCCGGAGAGUUCGAAAAACUUGGAAGAUAUAAAAAUGCAUGUAACUGGGCACAACAAGAACAAUAUACACUUGGCAUUCAAAAAAAUGAUGUUCUCAAACUCGCAAAGGACCAGAUUCUACAAAUUCGCCACGAAACUACGCUGCAAACUGUGCACGACAGAUGUCGCUAGCUACGACGAGCUGAGGCACCACAUAGACAACUGUAGCCAACUGAAAUACGGCAGGAAAUGGAAUAAGCUGCCGUUCAAACUCGAGAAGGACCAGCUCGACUGUCCAGUUUGUGAGAAAACCUUCUUAAAUUAUGUCAGUUUAAAUACACAUAUGAAUAUACAUUACCCGAACUAUAUAUGUGAAAGUUGUGGCAAGGCGUUCGCUUCUAAAGCAAGAUUACGAGGUCACAUGCGGACGCACGAAGUGGGCAACUUCCCGUGCAGGUACUGCGAUGCUGUAUUCGACAGAGUCACCAAAAGGGAGAAUCACGUCUCGAAGGAGCAUAAGUCUGGUGUCCGGUACGCUUGUAAACGGUGCAACAUAUCCUUGACUUCGUUCUACGCGAGACAGAAGCACCUGGCAGAGGUUCACAACGAGGAGUUGAAGAGGUACAAAUGCAAAGUGUGCUCUCAGUGCUACAUCACCCCGGGACACUUGUCCAGCCACGUGAGAAGGGACCAUUUGAACGAGAGGAAUCAUAAAUGCGACAAAUGCGAUUUGGCCUUUUACACGAAAAAUGCAUUGAAGAUGCAUAUGAUCAAGCACGACGGCGAGAGGAUACAUACGUGUCACAUCUGUCAGAAGUCAUAUCAGAGGAAGAAAACGUUGACCGAGCACCUGAGGAUACAUAACAACGAUAAGAGGUUUGUGUGUCCGGUGUGCGGGAGGGCGUUCACGCAAAAAUGCACCUUGAAGGGACACCUUAAGGUGCAUGAGAGAAAGCUGGAUCUGGACGAGCGGAUCGUUCAACCGCUGCAUUCGGCGUAGUGUGGUCAUUGAAAAAUAUACCUUAAUACAACGUAUUAGGAGUCGUGAUAGUUUUUUUAAAGGAUGAUAGUGAAAUAGUGAGAGAUGAUAGGAGAGGAUGAAUGGAGGUCAGUUGGCCCAUCGUGACGAAUUCAGCAGUAAUUAACCACGAUGGUUUCCAAGGGAAACCGCGUGGAGAUCGACCUGUAAUAUUGCUAACAAUGGGAUAAUUCCAUCCUAUUAUUAACAAUCCCUUUCCCCCACCAAUUUAUGACAGUAGGAUUUGAAGAAGCAAAUCGUCUGCCAUAUUAAUACUCUAAAAUUCACGAGAAAAAGUCGAAUUUGCUAGUUGUUUUGAUUCUGCUUCGAUGAUGACGUCAGGCAAACGGCCAGUCGUAAAACUAAAUGCCAAACCUUGGGAAGUGUGAUUAAAAACAUUGUCGACCUGAAGUCAUAUAAUUACGAUGAGGGUAGGAAGUCGAUGGUGAUCACAGCAUUUGGUUGGCUGGAACAGUUCGUUUAGAGCUAGCUAGUUAGCUAGCUUUUUUUGAUGGAUGAUAAUGGAAUGGUAACCGCGCCUGCGCUAUCGGUAUACGCUGGCGGGGCACCAGUGAGGGAUGAUAGGCGAGAAUGAAAAGGCAGAUCGGUUAGCCCAUUGUGAUGAAUUUAACGAUAAAUUAGUCACGAUGGUUUCCAGGGAGAACCGCGUGGAGGUCGACCUGAUAAAGCAUAUUGAUAGCGAUGGGGACUAACCCUCCCAUUACUAACAAUCCCUUCCCCCCCUAGCAAGCUGUUUAAUUCGUUACGUUAGUGCAAUAAAAAAAUGUAAAAUCGAAAUAGUAAUGGUUGUAUGGGAGUUUUCUACCAACGAAGUUGAACAUUUUUCCCUAAAGACAUAUGCAUGUGUCGAAAAACGUCAAAAAUUCUAAAAUUAAUCAGAAUUGUAUUAUGUAUGAAGAUGCUUAUUUCGAUUUGGAUCUGUAUCUAAGCUAAGUGACUUGGUAACUCUUAAACGACGUCAUCAUUCGGUCAUUUUUAGGUCACGACCGUAAAAUGACUAAAAAAUGACGUCUGUAAUUAAUACACAGUUUCAGUCGAAAUUGUAGUUUCAAGUUCAAAUUCAGUAUCAGUUAAAAUGAAAUUUAACAAUUUGUCCCCCCAAAAAGAAUAGACAAAAUUUUAUAAGAUUUUUUUUACCUCUCAUACAUUAAUCGCGUGACCGGGUGGCUUGUAUGGCAAUUUCAAAUGUUAUUUUGACAUUCCCAUUCGUCGAAUAACACCUGAGUCCUCAGGAAUGGCAACGCGUGGUAUCAUGAGCGAAACAGUCUAUAGGCGACGGUUACCACUUUCCAUCAGGUGGGCCGUCAGCUUGUUUGCCAUUCUAAGUUGUAUAAAAAAAAGAACAGUUUAAUGUACCUUUCACAACUAACACUAUAAGCGAGGUCAAUAGGUGACGUCAUUAAUUAGUCAUUUUAAGGUCACCUAUGGUCAGUUUUUAGUCAUUUCACGACUGUAAAUGCCCAUACCGCCUGGAACUAUAUAUGGUAUUUGUAUAAAAAAUAUAUAGGCAUAGAACUGCAUUCUGUUUUGGCAGAUACGAAGGCAAAGGAUGGAAUAAACUUUUGUUAUAACAUAAUGUUUUAUUGUAAUAAAAAAAUAUUGUUAAUAUUGUUAUACAUAAUAUAAAUAUUUACAUUUA
Messenger RNA from Galleria mellonella (greater wax moth), 3385 nucleotides. Its product is annotated as zinc finger protein 26-like. Lineage: Eukaryota; Metazoa; Arthropoda; Insecta; Lepidoptera; Pyralidae. Gene Ontology annotation, molecular function: DNA-binding transcription factor activity, RNA polymerase II-specific; RNA polymerase II transcription regulatory region sequence-specific DNA binding; zinc ion binding. The transcript has 4 exons. Gene Ontology annotation, cellular component: nucleus. The record is from RefSeq and is a predicted model, not a curated record. Gene Ontology annotation, biological process: regulation of transcription by RNA polymerase II. The coding region runs from base 151 to 1707 and encodes 518 amino acids.